CUCCCUGACUCGCACCUCUCGUCAUCGGCACAGAUCCGUCUGUCUCGAUACUCGCUUCAGUGCUGCGCCUGGUUUGCCUGAAGCAGUCAGUGGCUUGGUUCAGCAGCGUUUUGGCAGGAUGCUUGUUCUGAGAAGGCUGCUGGUGACUGUGUGUGUGUUGCUGCUCGGCACCUCCAUCGCGUCGGGGCAGAGCGACGGCAGUGGCAAGAAGGACUCAGUGGGUCGGGAGCUGAGCUCUGACGAGCUCGAGGAGUACAAAAAGGACUUCAUCGACUUUGACCUCAACGCUGAUGGUACGCAGCCGAAGAACUCGCCUCACACCACUGCGACUGGGUUGGUGGUGGGUGGUGAUGGGUGUGAUGCAGGUCACAUCGAUGCGCAAGAGAUCCGGAUAGCGUUCAAGAAUGAUAUCCACCCUCGUGAGCUCUACCAGUUCUUCUUUGAUGUCGACCAGGACGACUCGGGCACCGGUGAGCUGCUGAGGGGACGUGUUUGGAUGUUACUGACACGUGUGUGUGCUCGGGUGUGUGCGCGUGGUGUGCAGUGACGAUGGAGGAGUACAUUGACUACGCCAUCACUGUCGAGGGAUGAGCGAGCGGUUUGACGGACGUUUAUGAGGCCGUACGUGUGUUGUGGGUGCAUUCGCGCGCCGUCCGAGUGACUCUGAGUUGUGGCUGACUGACUGACUGACUGGAUCCAUGCAUCAUGAGGUUUAAGUACUGGUGUGAAUGCAUUCAUCACCCCUUUACCAGUCAUCGAUUGCACCACUUGUCAGUCGUCCUUGGGUCUAUCAGCCAGCCAGACACACAUCCACGCCAC
Molecule: messenger RNA, 819 nt
Organism: Vitrella brassicaformis
Lineage: Eukaryota; Vitrellaceae
Source: the annotation of a GenBank genome assembly